CCCAGGCAUGUGCCGCCUGAACAUUUCAUUCCGAGAGAUCGCCUGGAGCACAAGGGGGCAAAUCACUGGACAGAGAAGAUGUCUUCAAUGUUGGAUAGGUACUUGAGUGCGGAUAAAAUGUUGAGAGUGUUCAUUGCCGUCAUUGGAGCUCCUGUGAAUUUAGUGGCGAUUGCGAUCCUGUCCCGGGGAAAGUGCCGCCUCUCCACCUGCACCACUCGCUACCUGGUGGCCAUGGCAGCGGGGGAUCUGCUCACCGUAGUCAUCGAGGUCUUUUUAUAUCGAAUCAUAUAUAAAUACUUACCGUGGACUUUUCUCAGCAUUACACCUGUGUGCAAGGUUAUGGAGGUAUUGAGGUUCAUUGCCACAUACUGUUCUGUCUGGUUCACCGUCGCUUUCACUGUUGAUCGCUUUGUAGCGAUUUGCUGUCAGAAGCUGAAAACAAAAUAUUGCACCGGGAAAACUGCGGCUGUGAUUCUAACAACAACUUCCGUACUGUGCUGUCUGAAAAACAUUACCCGCUAUUUCUUAUGGGAACCUAGAGAGAUAAUCGACAAUGUACCGUGGUUCUGUAAAAUCAUGGACUAUAUCUCCAGUGACCCGUGGUGGAGAGUAGAUGGUUGGCUCGAUACGGUUUUAACUCCGUUCAUCCCUUUCGCUGUGAUUCUGCUGCUCAACGCUCUGACAGUCAGGCACAUUUUAGCGGACAGUCGCGUCCGUAAGGGGCUGAGGGGUCAGAGCAACCAGGAGAAUCGUAGAGACCCGGAGAUGGAGAGCCGGAGGAGGUCUGUGGUUUUACUCUUCACUCUCUCCGGCAGCUUCAUCCUCUUGUGGAUGACGAACGUUGUAAAUUUCAUGUAUUAUGAGAUCAAAGGAUUACGAUUCAGGUAUUUCGAUGAUUCUGAAUGGAUCUUCCACCGCGUCGGAGUUUUGCUGAGGAAUUUCAGCUGCUGCACGAACACAUUUAUUUACGCGGUCACUCAGUCGAAAUUCAGGGAGCAGGUGAUCAGCGCGGUGAAAUAUCCGGUCGCCUCGGUGCUUCAGUUCAUGAAUAAAGCCGCGCACUGAGCACAAUACAGAGGUGGCCGCGGUGUCUUCAGUCCGGGCUCCAGCUCCUCACAUUCACUGCCUGAUUCCACAGGUGUUACUCCCGGGCGUAACGUCCCAUCGACUGGCAGCAACUAAAUGGUAACGAUUGAAAAUAACAGGGAUUUAGCUGACCUGGACAGUGACAGGCCAAGUUCCGGCUGACUACUGGGAUCUAUAAUACAGCCCCAGUGGAAUGACCAGUCUUGUUUCUGUACUACCUACAGUGACGUGUGGCUGGUGUUGGUGUAAGGGAGGAAACUCACAUGCAUUUCCGUAGCUUUACAGUCAGUACGCAGUGCAUUGUGGGGCUGUAGUUUACAGCCACUGAAGGCAUGUAGGAAUUUAUGAAUAACACGUAUCUGAGUCACUUUAUGUAUUUAACAAAACCCUCAUCCACUUCCUUCCAUUACAAGCAAAUCAAAAGCAGUCGCCUUCCGCUCCCGUUAAUACGUCAAGAACAGCAUUUUAAAGCAAACACAGUUCAAUGACGGUGCCUGUGAAUUAUGUCGAACAGUAUCUCUUACGAACAAUUUGUGUUAUUUGUCUCCCUUUACAUCGCACCGUGCCUGUGGGGCCUGUAGUGGCAGAGGGGAGAAUCAGUGUUAAUCACCCUCAGUUUAGGGAUCUGUGCACAGUCAUCAUCUGCUUUCCUUCUGACCCGAGUCCUCCAGUCCUGGCAACAGAAGUCGUGAGUUCUUACCGCGCCAUUAUGGGUUAAUCAGGAGCUUCCGGUGGGGGCCAUCAAACAUGCUGAGCGGUACAACACGGGCACAGGCCGUAUUUCACUGCGUUGUUCUGAAUCUUUAAACUGGUAAUUACAUGCCUACUAAACCAAUCCCAUUUGUCCAGGAAAGGUACACAUCACUCUGUUCUCCACAUGUUCACGUGGUAUGUAAUAGUCUCUAUCACAUCGGCCUCAGUGACCUUUUUUUGCAUUCAUUCCAGACACUCAUCACUACUGGUACGAAAAAAAAUCUACUUGCAACGCAGCUCUCCUUUAAACGUUCUGAUUCAUAGUAACGUUACUUGUUAGACAAGUUGUUCUUUUCUAACAGCACCAGUGUAGGGAAUAGAUACAGAAUUACACUAAAUUACAAAAUAAAUAAAUAGUACG
Hypanus sabinus (Atlantic stingray) is the source of this 2200-nucleotide messenger RNA. Its product is annotated as probable G-protein coupled receptor 139. The record is from RefSeq and is a predicted model, not a curated record. The coding region runs from base 79 to 1065 and encodes 328 amino acids. Gene Ontology annotation, cellular component: membrane. Lineage: Eukaryota; Metazoa; Chordata; Chondrichthyes; Myliobatiformes; Dasyatidae. Gene Ontology annotation, molecular function: G protein-coupled receptor activity. The transcript is spliced from 2 exons. Gene Ontology annotation, biological process: G protein-coupled receptor signaling pathway.